Messenger RNA from Acanthamoeba castellanii str. Neff, 3447 nucleotides. RefSeq names its product kelch repeat-containing protein. The transcript has 15 exons. Gene Ontology annotation, molecular function: protein binding. The record is from RefSeq and is a predicted model, not a curated record. The coding region runs from base 1 to 3447 and encodes 1148 amino acids. Lineage: Eukaryota; Discosea; Longamoebia; Acanthamoebidae.
AUGCAGCGGCGCGCCACCAACGAAGGGGGUCGGGCGGUGAGCUGGCGGCGGGUGCGGACGGACAAUGUAGCGGCCACCGACAGCCUCUUGCGCGGGCGCCAGGGACUCGUGGCCGCAGCCGUGCCCCGACCCGGCGGCGAUCACAGCGUCAUCAUCCUCCUGUUUGGCGGCUUCAGCUUCGAUAGUGGCGGUGGCCACCACCACCACGACCCCUCACCCGCCAUCAUCGCCUUCGAUCCUCUGCGGAAUGGGUGGGAGAGUGUGGCGGAGGAGACGGCGGAGGAGGGCGAGGCGGAGUUGGAGUGCGGCCCGGGCCGACGGGCGCACCACACGGUCUGCGCGACCAACGGCCUUCUGUACUUCUUCGGCGGCGUCUCCACGAGCGACGAAACCCGCCUGGCGCCCCACGAACUUGACAUCUUCAACACAGAGACGAACAAGUGGAGCAGGGAGCCGAUGCAGGGCUAUCCGCCCUCGGCCAGGAAGCACCACGCGGCAGAGGUGGUGGGCAACCAGAUGUACGUCUUCGGCGGUGUCGACAGCGACGGCACGCUCUGUCCGCCGGACAUGUACAUCCUGGACCUCGCGAGCAAGAUGUGCAUCAUGGCGUUCGCCGAGGGGCCGGAGCCGGAGUCGCGGAUGGGCCACACGUGCACCCUGGUGGGCCACAAGCUCUACAUCAUCGGCGGCAAGGGACACGACGGUCGCCACAUCGAAUCCAUUCACAUUCUCGACACAGCGGCGCUGGUCUGGGAAAAGGUGGAAGUGGGCCACACGCCCCUGCUGGCCUUCCACUCGGCCGCGGCCGUCGACGACCACACCAUCGCCGUCUUUGGCGGCGAGGCCCCUGACGGUCAGCCCCAGCCCGACCUCUACCUCCUCAACACCGAGAAGCUGGAGUGGAGCGUGCCACGUGUGUCGGGGGUGCUGCCGUCGGGUCGCAGCCACCACGCGUGGGCGAUGGCCAAUGGCCGGCUCUACCUCUUCGGCGGCGCGUCGACCGACUCUGGCGGAGCCGUCCCGCUUAACGAUGUGUUCGCCCUAACGCCCCAUGAAAAUGAAGCCGAGCAGGGCUACAAUCUGGUGAGUGGAGAGCAGAGCCUGAUCUACCUCUCGCCCACGGAGGAAAUCGAGGAUGAGGAAGAAGUGGUCGUGGAUGAAGCCGAAGAGGAAGUGGAGGUCGUCGUCGCCGGCCGCGAGCGCAGAUCGGCCGCGAACGGCAACAACAACUUUCAAGAGGAAGUGGAAGAGGAAGUGGUCGUCAAAGCCUCCACCGCCACCACAACCACGACGACCGAGCGAUGGCGCGAGCGGCAGCGAAUUGAGGGCACCAUGAUCGAGGUGCGGGUGAUCAACACGAAGGCGCAGGAAGAGGAGGAGACGGUGGUGUCGACGUCGAAUCGACCCAAGUCGCCCGAGGUCGUGCGACACAGCAGCAACCACCACCACCAUCGGGACAAGAAGGCGAGCGGAGAGCGACGACGCGUGAGCAAGAAGGCGAGCGAUCCCGAGCACCGCGGUGGCCAACACAAGAAGCACCAGAGCGGCGAGGAGCGAUCGCCGCCGCGUCCGACGCUCAGUAGUAGUGGGUCGCCUCCGUCGGACCGCAAGCACGCCAUCAUCGAGCGGCUGGAGGAGAACCAACGCCAGUUUAGGUCGGACUUGUUGAUCGACAUUCGAAGCUCGGCUUCGGCCGGCCGGGCGGCCGAGAUCGCCGCUCUCCAGCCGCCGCCUCAACCAGUUCAGAAGGCCGGCAAGAAGAACGACCGCGCUGGGGAGGAGAAGCCCCACCAGCCGGGGCGCAGGAAGUCGUUCGGCGCGCUGGUGAGCCGACUGAGCGAUCUCCGGCCCCGCACCACGCGUCACACGCGCGCCGAUUCGUCGGCUUCGUCCCCCAUGCACGCGGUCGACGACGAGGGCGGAAGCGGCAGCGGCGGAAGGAAUCGGAGCAAGUCGCGGAGUCAAGAAGUUCUGCGCACCUCAGCGGCCACGCUCGAUGAUUUUUCCUCCGCACAGCUUGGCGAGGCGUCGUCAUCGUCGAUGUCUUCGUCUUCGUUCUCUUCGUCGUCGCCCGCCACGCCGACGAAGUCAGACGAGUCGCGAGAAAAGAGCGAAGAGAAGAAAAAGCGAAGAGCGAGAUCGAAGAGCCAAGACAUGAAGUCGCCCGCCAAGAAGAACAAGACGACGACCCCGACGACAAAGAAGAAGGCGCAACGUACCAAGUCAUCGUCGUCGGUCAGCAGAGCGAAGCGCGCAAAGAGCGAAGAAAAGAGCGAAGGCUCCUCCAGGCGGGAGACUAAGAGCAGCGGCAGCAAGAAGGAGCGGAAGAAGGGCUCGUCGCCGACGUCGCUAUCCAACAACAACGACAACAACAGCAAGAAGAAGGUGCCUUCGGCGCCAUUCCCCUUUGCCUCGUCGACGUCGGCGCCCCAGCUCAGCAAAGGCCAGCGAUCGCCGCGCGACGCGAUGAUGCUCGGCGUGCGGUUCCUCUCCGACACAAGCCACUCACUCUCCCGCUCGCGCUCCCUGAUCGAGCCCGUCAGCACCCUCGACUCGCCGCCCCUCGACACAGAACCGCCCCUCCUCCAGGGCUGGCUCACCAAAAAAGACAACAAAUCGGGCGAGUGGAAGAUGCGGUGGUGUCGUCUGCUGUCCUGCCCCGCCGCCAUCCAGUUCUACAAAGACGAGACCACGCCUCUGGGCAGCAUACCGCUGGUGGGGGCGCUGCUGCGUGUGAACAGGGUCGACGUGAAGAAGGGCCUGCGGUCCGAUCUGGCCUGGAGCGUCGCCAGCCCCGGCGAGCCGGAGAGCACGUUCGUGGCCAAGAGCGCGAAGCAGAAGCGCAAGUGGGUGGAGGCCAUCCGGCAGGUGAGCGAGGCCGCGGAGGAGUGGAACGGCGACCGCGCCGCCGCCGCACAGUGCCUCGCGGUCGAGAUCGCCGACAUCGACCGCCAGAUGGCCGAGCUGGCCCAGCUCAAGGCCCGCAAGGCCCACCACCACCGCCUCCUCUCCGACGACGACGAUGGCGAUCAGCACCCGGCCAACGCCAACGCCGAUGGCGAGGGCGAAGAGGACACGUCAUCCUCCUCUACCACAACGACGACGGGCAGCAGCAGCCUCGACCCGUUUGGCUUCGUCACCAUGACCAGCCAGGACAUACGCUUGGCCCUCGCCGCCGGGCGACAGCAGAUGAAGAGGGAGGACGAGGCGCAGAAGAGCAGCGAGAGCAUGGAGCGAGAGGAGACUCGGCGGCCAAGUUCGAAAGAGGAGGAGGAAGAAGAGGUGGUGGAGGGGAGCGAGGAGUGGAGCGAGGAGUGGAGGCGGUGCAUGGAUAUGAGCGUGCGGGACCUCGUACGCGAGCUCAUACGCUACCGGCGCCUGGCGGCCCAGCUGGCUGGUGGUGGCCACCCACCAGCCUCGCCACCGCAGCCGCCCAAGGGCUCCUGA